Messenger RNA from Acanthosepion pharaonis, 813 nucleotides. NCBI's taxonomy places the organism in Eukaryota, Metazoa, Mollusca, Cephalopoda, Sepiida, Sepiidae. The record is from the annotation of a GenBank genome assembly.
AUGGACAUUCAGGUUUUCCAGAUAUCCUGGCAACUAAAGACCGUCGAAGUUAAGUUCCAGACUUUUUUUGACAAAAGAUUAGCGCCGCGAAACAAAGAGAUCGAAACACUUUACAAAGAUGGACUUAAGUCGCCGAAGAUUGUUCAUAAGACAACCAACGGAUUAUAUGUAUUUGUCGAUUCCCGUUUGGCCAUCAGAAUGAACGCCACUCAAAGCAGCCAAAUCACAGGUAAGCAAUUUGAACCACUUUUAAGUCUCUCUCACCCCAUAUUUGUUUCAUUGCUUUCUUUUUCCCCCACCCCCAUAUUUGUUUCAUUGCUCUUUUUCCCCACCCCAUAUUUGUUUCAUUGCUUUUUUUUCCCCACCCCCAUAUUUGUUUCAUUGCUUUUUUUUGUUUCAUUGCUUUCCCACCCCCCAUAUUUGUUUCAUUGCUUUUUUCCCCCACCCCCAUAUUUGUUUCAUUGCCCCCACCCCAUAUUUGUUUCAUUGCUUUUUUUUUCCCCACCCCAUAUUUGUUUCAUUGCUUUCUUUUUCCCCACCCCAUAUUUGUUUCAUUGCUUUCUUUUUCCCCCCCCCCAUUUGUUUGUUUCAUUUUUCUUUUUUUUUUUUUCCCCCCCCCCCCAUAUUUGUUUCAUUGCUUUCUUUUUCCCCACCCCAUAUUUGUUUUUGCUUUUUUUUUCCCCAUUUUGUUUCAUUUUUCUUUUCCCCCACCCCCAUAUUUGUUUCAUUGCUUUCUUUUCCCCCCCACCCCAUAUUUGUUUCAUUGCUUUCUUUUUCCCCCACCCCCAUAUUUGUUUCAUUGCUUUUUUUUAA